GUCGGAACUCCACCUUUAGCCGGUGCAUCCUCUUACCACAACCACCGUCUUACAUUACUAUAGAGAAUGCCUUCCUCUUACAGUCUCUAUCGCGAACGACCAUCUUGGGGCACUAAUCAAUUCCGUUUCGAUCUACCACCUCCUGCCCCCUCAUUCCAGCCGCAGCCAUCCUGGAAUGGCUGGGACUUUUAUUCUGCCCAUGCCGCAGGCUCUAAUCCUGAUCCAUCUCUAUUUGAUAUGGCCCGGAAUGGAGCAAAUUAUCGUGAUGGUGGGGUUGGUAUCAACGAAGCUCGACACUGGCACACGAGGGUUUACGGCGGUUUGGGUGACUUGAACAAACUGCUUCCUGAGGAAUUGGGACACGCUGCCGCCUACGAAGCAUACAGAAAAUUCAUCCAUCACAGUUCGAUGCGUGAACCACUAUCCGCUGAGCCGGAAAGGCAGCGAGAGGCUCUGAUUGCUCUCGCAAUGGCGGAAACUACAUUAUUGUUGCAGUACACUGCUAGGGGAAAUGAUUUCUAUACACGCCGGUCGGCAGCCGAGUCAGCUGCAGCCACUGCGUCUCAAAUUUUUUUCUGGAGUCGUGAUCACGAUGAUUACGAUGCCGAAUUUUACCAAGGCAGAGGUCGAUCUUAUGGAUCGUACGGGAAUGCAUCAUCGUACGGCGACCCCUACGCUUACGACGCGGAUACCAUGUAUUCUCGCCGUCAUCCCCGUUCCCGUUCUCGACACGGGUCUCGGUCUCCUGUAUAUCCUCAUCCGUUCAUAGACGAUCGCUCCUCAGUUUCAUCAAUCCCCAUCAUACCGAACGCUGGCUCGUAUGGAUCGAGCUUUGAUAGCUCAUUUGGGUCCAGUUACGGGGGAAUGCCGAUGAACAGUAGCAUGUCUUCCACUCUUCCUAUGCGUGGGCGCAGCAUGAGUAUAAUGGGGUCGGCACCAUAUGGUAACAGCAUGCAAUAUCCAACCAUGCCAUAUCCAUAUACUGCAGCUCAACCGCAAACGCAAUACAUUCCCUCUGGUGGAAUGGUGAUGCCCUCGCAACAGGGUCAAAUGGUUUUAUACACCAAAUCCAAAAAGCACCAUCGUCAUCACCAUCGUUCUAGCAAACAUGGCAAGAAACGCUCGAGGAGCAUCAGUGUCGAGCCCAUGUACCUUCAUUACUGAUUCGUAGUCACCAGUUACUGCGUCCGUCGCUGGUCGAUUUCUACUUACCAUCUUAUAUUUAUACUGAGCGUCUAAUAUUCCAUAUGUUCCGUGCGUAACAGCAGCGUAGUUCGAUUUAGUAUCCUAGUGUAUCCAGAAUGUAUCCGUACUUUGAUUUGUACUGGCAGUGUAUGUAUGAUUUUACUGAAAGGCAGACGAC
Molecule: messenger RNA, 1363 nt
Organism: Lentinula edodes (shiitake mushroom)
Lineage: Eukaryota; Fungi; Basidiomycota; Agaricomycetes; Agaricales; Omphalotaceae
Exons: 7
Coding region: 67-1164 (365 amino acids)
Source: RefSeq, a predicted model, not a curated record